AUGGAACUCGACUAUGAACCAUUGGAGGAGGAGGAAGAAGACUUCGGUGCUGGUAAAUCGUCACUUGUUUCACACUCGCAGACUACAGUGUUCGUAGAUCUCAACAAGCACUUCCUCCAAGGUCGCCCCGCGAACGGGGUUCAAUCUGCCUGUCGCCAGCCUCAGCGAGGUUACCCCCCACAACUGUUGGUUCCAAGCCCAACGGGACUUGCCUAUGAUGUACACGUCCCCCACCUGUCGCUCGGUAACACUCAGCAACUCUAUGACAUGGUUCUCCCUGCAGGAGACAAUCAUCGCCCAGCCGUACACAAUGUUUUCCGUGGUGGUCAUCACCUAGGAUACAGCCAGGACGAGCGCCACGACACCUAA
Suillus clintonianus is the source of this 369-nucleotide messenger RNA. RefSeq lists its product as uncharacterized. NCBI's taxonomy places the organism in Eukaryota, Fungi, Basidiomycota, Agaricomycetes, Boletales, Suillaceae. The coding region runs from base 1 to 369 and encodes 122 amino acids. The transcript has 4 exons. The record is from RefSeq and is a predicted model, not a curated record.